Gastrolobium bilobum is the source of this 1058-nucleotide messenger RNA. RefSeq names its product ras-related protein RABH1b. Gene Ontology annotation, molecular function: GTP binding; GTPase activity. The transcript is spliced from 7 exons. The coding region runs from base 148 to 792 and encodes 214 amino acids. The record is from RefSeq and is a predicted model, not a curated record. Lineage: Eukaryota; Viridiplantae; Streptophyta; Magnoliopsida; Fabales; Fabaceae.
GAUUGCAAUUGAUAAAUCUCCAAUUCUUCUUUGUCCCCUUACCGAGAGAAUCCGAGAUCAACCCCGAAGACGCGAGGGGUUUUUCUCGGCUUCUUCUGAUUCCUCCUCCUCCUCCUCUUUUUGCUUUUUUGGUUUCGUGAUUUUCAAAUGGCGCCGGUUUCAGCUUUGGCAAAGUACAAGCUGGUGUUCUUGGGUGACCAGUCUGUGGGCAAGACCAGCAUAAUCACUCGCUUCAUGUACGAUAAAUUCGACAACACCUAUCAGGCUACAAUUGGUAUUGAUUUUCUAUCAAAAACUAUGUAUCUUGAAGAUCGUACUGUUCGACUACAGUUGUGGUAUAAGAUGCUUCUCCUUGGGGAUACGGCUGGACAGGAAAGAUUUAGAAGUCUUAUUCCAAGCUAUAUUAGGGACUCAUCUGUAGCUGUUAUUGUAUAUGAUGUUGCAAGCCGGCAGACUUUCCUAAACACGACAAAGUGGAUUGAAGAGGUGCGAACGGAGAGAGGCAGUGAUGUCAUUAUCGUUCUUGUUGGGAACAAAACUGAUCUUGUUGAAAAGAGACAAGUGUCUAUAGAGGAAGGGGAAGCAAAAGCAGGUGAGCUCAAUGUCAUGUUUAUUGAAACUAGUGCCAAAGCUGGGUUCAAUAUAAAGGCCCUCUUCCGAAAAAUUGCUGCUGCAUUACCUGGAAUGGAAACACUAUCUUCUGCAAAACAAGAAGACAUGGUUGAUGUAAACUUGAAGUCGUCAACUGGCAGUGCUCAAUCUCAACCUCCCUCAAGUGGAUGUGCUUGUUGAAUGUCCUUUGUCUUGUGCUCGUGUUUUUUUGUCGUGCUUUUAGUUUUAUGCAGGUUUCUCUAUAGAUUUCUACAGCAUUAUUUGUAAAGGUCAAAGAAUAGAUAAACGGUGCGGGGUAGGGGUUGAAAAAAGUUCUGUCUAGAAAAAUUCUGUUGUUGGUUAUGCCUGAGAUAGUACUAAUGUAGUAAAGUUGCCCAAAUUAACGUUGAAUUAUUUUCAUUGUACCCUAAAAAUGUGUCAAGUUUAAGUUCAUUUGGAUUGACUUU